This is a messenger RNA of Anarrhichthys ocellatus (wolf-eel), 4691 nucleotides long. It is a transcript of the gene clk2b, whose product is annotated as CDC-like kinase 2b. The record is from RefSeq and is a predicted model, not a curated record. NCBI's taxonomy places the organism in Eukaryota, Metazoa, Chordata, Actinopteri, Perciformes, Anarhichadidae. Gene Ontology annotation, biological process: peptidyl-tyrosine phosphorylation; regulation of RNA splicing. Gene Ontology annotation, molecular function: protein tyrosine kinase activity; ATP binding; protein serine/threonine kinase activity. The transcript has 11 exons. Bases 872 to 2041 code for a protein of 389 amino acids. Gene Ontology annotation, cellular component: nucleus.
GUUCAGCCUGAUAGAAGAUCAUUUGUCUGUUUCCUACCGUUCACUUCAUCAGAGAAAAAAAAAAAUCGUGAUUUAAACAAUUUUAUACAGAGAAAAAUAACAGUCAAUUGUUUUGUUACUGAUCACUUCAUAAGAUUUGUUAUUGGUGUGUCUUGUUGUUUGAAAGGAUUUUUAGUUUUUAAAACACUUUACCUGCUGCUUCAUAUGAACUCCAAAAUAAAGUCUUCAUAAGAGCUCUGUCAGUUAUGUUUUGUCAAAGAAUGUGCUGUAAAUUGAAAGGUAUGUGUAGAGCAUGCAGAGCAGGACAGGCGUGGCACAACAUGUCGCAGAGGUUAAGGAGGUGCAAGGAGAAAAGUAAGUACGAUGAGUGAAACUGGAUCUCUCCUCCCCCUGACCACAUCUUGAUUCUCCUCUGAAGACUUUCUCAGGGGGUUGUGACCAAAGUGUAUUAUUAGCAUCCGCCUCAGCUCUCUCGUUCUCACCCUCUCUAUCUGUCCUCCGCCUCCUGUCUCUUCGUCUCAUUUCUGUCCGUCGCUUUCUGUUUUUGUCUUCGGCUUUCUUUUUCACGUCCGUUUGAUUUUUGCUUUUCUUUGUUCCUCUUCAGCUAUUUUCUCUUCUGUCGGCUUCAUUUCUUCACUUCUGGUUUCCGUUGACAGCAUCGCAAGCUAUAUUUUACUUUUGUCACAACUCAAUGUCCUGCAGCUUCUCUCUGUGCCAUUGCUUUAAUAUUGUAUUGUCCCGUCCUUGCUUUUUCUCUCCAUAACUCCUGGUCGUCUAGUGUUCCUGCUUUUGCUUCACCUGCCUCUCUCCUUCACCUCAUUACGCCCCUCCAUCCUCUUCUCAUCUCCGAGUAGCUCUGUGCUUCUGCAUAAUGGGGAAGACAGAACUGUGCUCUCUCUAUAAGGGUUUUCUGGACUGUAUUUGCCUCUGCCUCUCUCGAAGCAGCAGUGAGGCUGCAGGCGAUAAUGAGAGGGACACUGAGAACGGCCACCUGAUCUACAAAAGUGGGGACGUCCUCGAAGACAGAUAUGAGAUAGUCGACACUCUGGGUGAGGGAACCUUUGGGAAGGUUGUGCAAUGCUCGGACCACAGCAGAGGAGGAAAUCGAAUUGCUCUGAAGAUCAUUAAGAACUUGGAGAAAUACAGAGAAGCAGCCAAACUGGAAAUCAAUGUUUUGGAGAAGAUCAGGACGAGAGAUCCAGACAACAGACACCACUGUGUGCAGAUGCUGGACUGGUUUAACUACUACGGCCACAUGUGCAUCUCUUUUGAGCUGCUGUCUCUCAGCACCUUUGACUUCUUGAAAGCAAACAACUUCCUGCCUUAUCCCAUUAACCAGAUCCGACACAUGGCCCUCCAGAUCUGCCACGCUGUCAGCUUUCUCCAUGACAACAAGCUGACUCACACCGACCUGAAGCCUGAGAACAUCCUCUUUGUCAACUCAGACUACUCGCUCAUAUACAACGCUGAGAAGAAGUGCAAUGAGCGGAGAAUGAAUGACACCACAGUGCGGCUUGUUGACUUUGGCAGCGCCACCUUUGACCACGAACACCACUCGGCCGUCAUCUCCACACGUCACUACCGAGCUCCAGAGGUCAUACUGGAGCUGGGUUGGAGUCACCCGUGUGAUGUGUGGAGUAUCGGAUGCAUCCUGUUUGAAUACUAUGAAGGCUUCACACUGUACCAGACUCAUGACAAUAAGGAGCAUCUUGCUAUGAUGGAGAGCAUACAGGGACCGGUUCCUCAGAGAAUGAUCCAAAGGAGCAGAAAGCAGAAGUAUUUCCACUGUGGGCGUCUCGACUGGAAUGAGUGCUCCAAGGCCGGACGCUACGUGAAAGCCAAGUGCAAACCAUUAAGGAAUUACUUGUUAUCACAUGGAAGAGACCACCACCUGUUGUUUUACCUCUUGGAGGGGAUGCUGGAGUACGAGCCCUCGACACGCAUCCCUCUUUCCUCUGCCCUGCGUCAACCCUUCUUCCUGCCUCUUCAUCAUCCAGGAAGGAGUCAAGUCUGGAGGAACAGCUGUGAUAUGAGCAGAUGAGACCCUGAAUAGACACUUGACUCUGUGCGGACCAUACCAGUGUGUUUGCAAGUACUACUUUCUCAACUGCAAAACAUGUAUUACAUUUCAAUCAGGAGGCUAAAGAAGUUAUACAUUUCUAUGUUUGUUAUAAAGUGCAGAAUAUGAAAAGUUGAAGAAAUACUUUAUGUGAAGAGUCUUUGGCAAGUAGACUGAUUUCAUGGGGGUAGUCAUGCCGUGAGCCCGACAGGAACAUUACCCCGAAGGAGUCGGGUGAUGGUGAAAGGGUGAAGAACAAAAGGUGAAGGAUGUGGAAGUGGAAGGAUGCGUUGGACAGGUGUUUCUGAUCAGACUGGAGGUGAAUGGGGUCGAGGUGGGUCAUGUCGAAUUGUAUGCUGAACAGCUGACAGCAGCAGAGAAAGGAAUAUUUGUUUGACUCCAACCAGAUGAUUGGUGACGCCCUCAGUCAGCUGAUUGAGUAGGAAAGAAAACAUCAAUCUAUAUAAUUAGAGUGAGGCAAGUCGAGGCAAUUAUAUUCACAGUAUACAGCAGAUUUAAAAAAAAAGUGUCUUUUCAUUCAUGUGUCGGUAUGAAAUUUUUUUAGCAGACCCUUAAAAGUUGCAUUACUUUUUGUAAAUGUUACAUUAAUUGAUUUAAAAAUACAUUACAACAUUAAUGUAACUUGCAAUCCUUGACUUUCACUGAAACGUUUCAACAGUCUGCUGAUUUUUGUGUCAAACAGAAAUGAGUGGAAACCAAUGGAUGAUACGGUUAGUUGGUACUGUAAAUACAAAACUUGCAGAACUACCGGGUGCUGACUGAUCGUCACAUGUAAGUACAUCAAGUCAGCUCCAAAAGGUCUCUCUAAAACGUUGAGGACGUAGUCACAAAAGCUUAUAUGCAACCUUUAAAAGUAUCUUUUCACUGUUACGCUCUCAGUCACUUUAUAAAAAUAUUUUUUAGUGUUUUUUGUCAUACGCUUGUUAUUGAAUGACUUCUUUAGUAGUAAAAUAAAUUCAGUUUUUAAUCGGCCCAUCCAUAUCUCACACUUCUUACUUAACUCCAGUUUACUGGCUGAACCUCCUCUGGCAUCUCGAUGGAGUGCAGCUCAGCAGAGAGGACGGUCACAAGGCUGAGCGAGCGUGUGCGCCUGCCAAUGUUCACUUUCAGCCUGGGCAGAGCGGAGAGAGACGUACUGUCAAAGUACGUGUGUUUGACUGGGUGAGACCUUACUUUUGAUGUAUGUGUGUGGUUGUGUGGGAGGUUGUGUGUACUUGUAUGUGUGUGUAUAAUGAGGGUAUGUAUAUGUUUGUGUAUAUGAUCUUAUUCCUUGGCUGUCAAAAGGCAUGAACAUCCCAGAUUUGUAUGUGUGAAUGGAGAUUUGUUGAAGGAAAGUAAAUCAAUGUCUUUGUGUUUAAUACAGAACUUAGUUUUUUAACAAAUAUAUUACAUGUUAUAUAUAUAGUGUAUUUACAAUUAUACUUAGAAUUUGACUGUUUAAAUCUUGGGAUUUGAGAAAAGGACUACUGAAGUAUGAGUGAGAGUCUGGUGAAUUUAAACAGAUUAUUUUAGAAGAAGCUAGACCUAGAAGCUGUGGCCAUCACUGAAUGGGGCUUGAGCAGGUGGUUUAACAGGCUGAGACGCCCUCGUGUGAUGCACGCUGACUGCAUGUGCACCAGCUUUGUACCAAAAGGUCCGUGGAAACAUCUCUGUGCCAAAACGUCUCUUAAAUCAUCGGUGUAGUGUCUCCUAGUUUAGCUACCAUUCUCUGCAAUAGACCUGAAACCUAAAAGACGAAAAUAAUAGUUAUUUUUCACUUUUAUUCCUAUUUAUUAUCUUCAAAUUACAUGACAUUACCUGUAAAAGCAAAUGUGAGAAUGAUACAUUGUUGGAUUAUAAGAUUUCUUAGCUGCAGGACCACAUCUUCACUUCACUGCUCUGGUGUCAGUCUGCAAUAAUAUGAAAUAAUAUGAUCAGCAAUUACACAAAAGAAACGACUGUAAUGUCAUUUGAGUAGUCCCUUUUUAAUUGCCCCCACACUGGAUUUUACAAAGUGUGCAUUGCUCAUCAAAAAUGAGCUUGAGUGUGUUAAUAAUCGACAGAAGUUGUGUUUGGUUGCUCUGAUAUAAGCUACAAGAUAUUGGAGAAUAUUAACAUAUCUCAGAUUUAGGGUCGGUAACGUGCUCAACCUCUAUUUCUCCCUUCUGUGGAGAAAUCCUAUUGACACAGGAAACGAUGGUUGGAUGAGUAAACUGAUCCCGGAUCUGUCUCUGACCAUGAGCUUGAAGGAGGCGUGGCUUGUCUUGGUGAUCUUGUUAAAGCAUUAAAGUGUCCUCACCUGCCAGAAAACAAAGUGGUCUGGGCAGUAGAGGGCAAAGAAAAGGAGGGAAACAAGUGAUCGAGGAAUAUUGAGUUGUUUGGUUGAAGAGUUUAGAGGCUAUGUGAGUGAGGGCAUUAGAGUAGGCCAUAGAACACACAACUCACUGAGAGGAGACAUUCAAAGACAUGCACAAUGCAGAAAAUGUGCAAAGAGGGAAUCAAGGAAUACACAUGGGUAACACUUUACUUCAACUCCCCUAAUUUAGCACUCAUUAGCAUCAUGUAAACAUAUAAUGAAUGAAUUAACACACUAUUAUGUAGCUGUAAGCAGAUUUAAGUGUUUAUUAGUGUG